GGCGGCGCACUUUUUUUUCUUCGGGUCAGGGAUGCUCCGUACAGACAAAAGAAGGAGGUUUCCGUCCUGUGGGUGGUAAUUAUCAUCCAGCCUGGAGAGCAGAAAAGUUGCAGCUUCAAACACGCGCACGCACUCACUCUGCCACAUCACAACACCGCCGUUACUGCACUUCAACAUGCGUUUAGGACUUUUGCUGCUGUUUCUUUCCUUGACGAAAAGUUGUUGGUGCGCCCCGCAGCAGAACUGUCAGCCAGGAGACGAAAUUUUGGGAAGAUGCAGCAGCAGCAAUGCUUUUGAAGAAAAACCUACUUGCACAGAGCUGAACCUGGGCUACUGUAAUGAUAUGGAAUAUUCUAGAACCAUAUUCCCCAACAUCCUUGGCCACCGGAGUCGCGUGGAGGCCGAGUCGGGGGCAGAGUACCUCCUCCUCAGCGUCAUCCAUGGCCUGCUUAACGGGGAGUGCUCCCCUGAGAUGCGUCUCCUCGGCUGCUCUGUGCUCGCCUCGCCCUGCCAGAACGACAAGAUGAUCAAACCGUGCCGCAGCACAUGUGAUGCAAUAAGGAGGGACUGUGCCCACGCCUUUGAAGCCAUAGAAAUGGCCUGGCCCUACUUCCUGGAUUGUGACCGCUUCUUUGCCAGCGACCAGGAGGGCUGCUUUGAUCCACUGGCGGGGCUGAAAGCCAGACAGGAGCUAGCAAUGUCCAACCUCUCUCCUGAAGAACCCAGCACCAUCAUCCAGUUCACCUACACCUCCAACGCCCAAAUGUACAACUUACUAAAGAGGACAGCAGCCAAGUGCUCCCACAUCUCUCACGUCUACAGCAUCGGACGCAGCACAGAGGGCCGGGAUCUGCUGGUUAUUGAGUUCACCGACAAUCCAGGACAGCACGAGCUCUUGGAGCCAGAGAUCAAGAUGGUGGCAAACAUGCACGGCAACGAGGUGCUGGGCCGCCAGCUGCUCAUCUACCUGACCCAGUACCUGUGUUCAGAGUACAGUCUGGGGAACCAGCGAAUUCAAACCAUCAUCAACACCACCCGCAUCCAUCUUCUGGCCUCCAUGAAUCCCGACGGCUAUGAGUUGGCUGCCUCAGAGGUAGAGGAUAACAAUGACCCGGAGCUCAGCAACCAGGAAGGUCACAUGUUGAAUGGUUGGACCAGUGGACGGGCCAACGCCCAGAAUAUUGACCUCAACCGCAACUUUCCAGACCUCACCUCAAUUUUCUACCGGAACCGCCGCAGCAGGCACUACCGCACUGACCACAUCCCAAUCCCUGAUGCCUACUGGUUUGGCAAGGUGGCGCCAGAGACUUAUGCAGUGAUGAAGUGGAUCAGGUCUCUGCCCUUUGUUCAGUCUGCCAGCCUCCAUGGAGGUGAUCUGGUGGUCUCCUAUCCCUUCGACUUCUCGAGACACCCCCAUGAGGAGAGGAUGUUCUCACCCACUCAAGAUGAACAGGCUUUCAAGCAGAUGGCUCGUACCUACGCAGACGCCCACGAAACCAUGUCAAACAACGACACAGACAGGUGUGGGGCCAACUUUUACCGCACAAGGGGCAUCAUCAAUGGCGCAUUGUGGUACAGUUUUGCUGGUGGUAUGUCCGACUUCAACUACUUGCACACUAAUUGCCUGGAAAUCACUGUAGAGCUCGGCUGUGACAAAUUCCCCUCUGAGGCCGAGCUUUACCCAGAGUGGAAGAGGAAUAAGGAAGCUCUGCUCAGUUUUAUGGAGUCUGUCCACCGCGGGAUAAAGGGAAUAGUCAAGGAUGCUGAUGGAAAUGGAAUAAAAGGUGCAACCAUCUCUGUCAGGGGGAUUAGGAAAGAUGUCACCACAGCUGAAGAUGGAGACUACUGGCGGCUGCUGAACCCUGGUACUCACAUCCUGACAGCCACAGCUAAGGGUUACUCUAAGGUCAGCAAGAGGGUUUAUCUGCCUCACAGCAUGAACAGGGCUGGACGUGUCGACUUUGUCUUGGCAAAGGUUCCCAUAGAACCCGAUAUCGACGACCACCUCUUCCCCACAGUGGACUCAUGGGAUCGAUUUGACCCCUACAACCAGUUUGAGCGCUACAGUGAGCCAGACGUAGGUGAGGGAGGGAUAGAGCGCCAGGAGAAACCGUGGUGGUGGAACUACUUCUCCCAGUCUGGCAUCUCACCUCCAAACUGGCUGCUGCGAAGUGUCUAGAUGCAUUACAGGACAAUGAAGAUCCGAAAUACCACUGUGAGAGUGACAAUGGACGGUCCCACAUCCAGUCGCUCUCAGGGGAGUGUAUGUAACCGGAGCUGUGACACUAAAAUCAGCAGUACUUAGAGUUUUGGUGCUUCCUGGAAGGAUGUGAAUGUUUUUUUUUCCCACCAGGCAACAAUUAGUUCUGGCCUGUAAGCGGAGUUAUGACCAAUAUUGCUUUGCAGCUGCAUUUAACUUGUUUUAAGUAAAAAUUGAACCACUGGGAAAUAAAGGAUCUAUUGAUGCCUUAAUUGUCUAACUUUUAAAGAGAUUCACAAUCAUAAAUACUUGUAUGCACUUGUUUGAAUAUUGUGAUUGUACAUUACAAUUUUACAUGUGACGGCAGCUGCAUAAAUGUACAUUUUUUAAAAACUGAAGUGGGUAAAAUUUCAUACAGAUUUGACUUUUCUUUAUUAUUGCAUUCCACAGGUGAAUUACUUGUGCUACAGCCACAUUUUAUACAUUACACAAGCACAGGAGCUACAGUAAAAUAUUUCUGGACCUGUAACAGCACUUCAUAAAAUAUCACCAAAUUUAAGCUUGAAGUAGCAGCAAUACUGUGCCUACUGUGAACAGCUUUGCUUGCUUUUUUUGUUAUUCACAAGCAUCUUUCCCUCAAGCAAUUUCUAUAAAUAUUAAAUAUUUGUGGCAUA
Plectropomus leopardus (leopard coralgrouper) is the source of this 2874-nucleotide messenger RNA. It is a transcript of the gene cpz, whose product is annotated as carboxypeptidase Z. Lineage: Eukaryota; Metazoa; Chordata; Actinopteri; Perciformes; Serranidae. Gene Ontology annotation, biological process: protein processing; peptide metabolic process. Gene Ontology annotation, molecular function: protein binding; metallocarboxypeptidase activity; zinc ion binding. The record is from RefSeq and is a predicted model, not a curated record.